AAUAAGUAUGGCUCCCCAUAUUGCCUGGAUUGUCUUCAUUGUCACCGCAUUUACAUCCCGGUGUGGGGGUGCAUCUUUGGAGGAAGUGAUUCUCCAACAGAGCGCCGUUUCCGGGGACGUGUCAACUUUUCGGAACGACUCGCUCCUCGUCCAGCACAAAGAUAAGACGAAUCUCCACAGCACGUACAGAUUUAAAGGGGACGAGGGUGGGAUUCCUGCCUACGAGCGAAAUGGGGACGACGCUGGGAAAGAUGCAAUUCUUUUAACGGGAGACGAGGACAAGCUCCCUUUCAAAAAGGGGAAGCGAAUUUACAUCGUCUUGCGAAGAAAUAAGGCGGGCGGGACUGACUCGUAUUACGGACAAGUAGCUAUAAUUCGAGAUGCCGCACCUCUGGACAAAACUACCUCAACAAUCACGGACGCUUCCGGCCUGUCCAAAAAGAUCGUCGUAGAAUGGACGACGUUCGACGAGCAUUUCGUCCACGGGCGGCAACCCUUUCAAAAUUUGGCGAUAUCCUGCGCCUACAGUGUCAUACUGCCCUGCUUCAUCAAUAUCAAUAUCGCGUACCCCACAUUGCCCCCCUUCAGGGAGAAGGAACCUUCCAAAGUGGUCGUCGACGAGUUGGACAAGCUUCCCAUAAAAACCGGCGAUAGUUCCGACCCGAACGAGAAUUACGAUUUGUAUCUCGACCUAGAAAUUAACUCGGUGCUUGGAAGAGCCGACAUUAUUGCAGGCAUGGUUGGAUCCCUUGUCCAGUCGACAACCGACCUGGUCUGUUCCCUUACAACAAUUGGUUGCGUCGCUGCUCACGUGGGCUCAGCUGCCGCGGGAAUCGGAAUGGAAGUCGUGGGUACGGCAAUGGCCCUCGCAGAAACAAUGGGGAGGAAGAAGCGGGAUGUCUCCAAACUGGUGGAUGACCCUUUAAAGAAAUAUCCUGGCUGGAAGACCCAGUUUUCCGCAUCAAUUUCUCCAGGAGCGUACUCUUCCCACGAAAACAUAACGGAUGGUCCAAUAUUUUACGGAUUUGGAAACUGUCCGACUUCCGGUGCGAUUGGAGCUGGAAAAAACUUUUCUACUUCACACGAAGCGCUAGAUUUUUAUCAAAAGGCGCUCCGUACAGAUUGCUUUGCAUACAUGAAACCGCUCCUCGAGUUGACCCUCACGACUGGAGUGGUAAACUGGGCCAAUCCACACUUUGAGUUUAAGGAGGGACAUGAUUUUCUGACAAAACCAAUCCUCCCCUUAAAAGAUUUGGUUACACUGACCUCCGCCGCGGAACUCGUCGCGUUUACAACCGUUCACAAAUCUGCGCUUCCACCGAGCUGGACACCGACCGCCUUUCUGCCCGGAAUCGGAAAGAAACCAAUCUCUCCCAGCGUCUCAUUCCUGACUCAAGUCUGCUUGAAAUACUUGGCCCUCGUGCGACAAAAAGCCCGCCCGCACAUGAUCCACCUAACCCGACAUAUCCUCCACUCGACCAACUCGGCCUUGAAGAAGGUUGCCGAGGAUGGGCAGAAUUUGGAAAAAUGCGCCGAUGCCGGAUGCGACAAGGACAAGGAGGUCAAUCAAAAUGAUAAGACUGCUUUAAUGGGAAUCGUUCAGUUUAUUAAGAGGGGAUUGGGACCGGUCGACAAGGGAAUGGCCACCGACGGCGAGUUGGUAACCCUAUUUGAAAAGUUCUUUAUUGAGAAUGAAGAAGCCAUUGGGAAAUUUGUGAAUGCGUUUGUGUAAACAAAAAUGGAUAUAUUGAAGUUGUGAUUAUGAAUAAAACUUCGAAAUUUCUCUGCUUCCGAUAGUACAUAGAAAUUUACUGAUAGAAUAAAAAAACCGAAUGUGUCAAACUAAA
Folsomia candida is the source of this 1847-nucleotide messenger RNA. RefSeq lists its product as uncharacterized. Lineage: Eukaryota; Metazoa; Arthropoda; Collembola; Entomobryomorpha; Isotomidae. Bases 8 to 1732 code for a protein of 574 amino acids. The transcript has 5 exons. The record is from RefSeq and is a predicted model, not a curated record.